GAGCCUCCUCGGUUUGAGACCCACUGGGACUUUCUGCUCAAAGAAAUGGGCUGGAUGGCUGUGGACUUCUAUGAGGAGCGCAAGUGGAAACGCGCAGUGGCCAAGCACCUCUCGUCCGCUGUGAUGCACCACUUUCUGGCGCGAAGGGCCCGGGAUGAGGUGCGAAUGUAUUAA
Molecule: messenger RNA, 174 nt
Organism: Sphaeroforma arctica JP610
Lineage: Eukaryota; Ichthyosporea; Ichthyophonida
Exons: 1
Source: RefSeq, a predicted model, not a curated record